UCUCUUUCUGGCUUUAGGGUUUGUGUUGGCUGCUCUCGGAGAAAAGCUUUGAAGCACAGAAAGCCCUAUCUCCAUCACUGCCACUAUGGGUCGUAUGCACAGCCGCGGUAAGGGUAUCUCCGCCUCAGCCCUGCCGUACAAGAGGACUCCGCCGAGUUGGCUCAAGAUCUCUUCUCAAGAUGUUGAUGAGAACAUUUGCAAGUUCGCAAAGAAGGGUCUUACGCCGUCGCAGAUCGGUGUGAUUCUUCGUGACUCUCACGGUAUUGCUCAGGUCAAGAGUGUCACCGGAAGCAAGAUCUUGCGUAUUCUCAAGGCUCACGGUCUUGCUCCUGAAAUUCCCGAGGAUCUGUACCAUCUUAUCAAGAAGGCGGUGUCAAUUAGGAAGCAUUUGGAGAGGAACAGGAAGGAUAAGGAUUCCAAGUUCAGGUUGAUUUUGGUCGAGAGCAGGAUACACAGGCUUGCUCGUUACUACAAGAAAACAAAGAAGCUUCCUCCAGUGUGGAAGUAUGAAUCAACAACUGCCAGCACUCUUGUUGCUUAGGUUAGCUAUGGUUAACUCGGUCGCAGUUUUGGAUAGCAUGGAUUACUACAAUGGACGGAGAAGAUGAUUUUCUUUUUAUUUCUGAAUGUGGAGCUUUAUAGUUCAUGAAUGUUGGGAUGUAUUGUUCUGCUUUUUCGAAUCUUGAUGGAGGAGAGCAGGAGAGCAUGAAACAUAAUUUGUAUCUGACUUGAGAUGUCUACUUCUUUUUGCUCAUCGUGUUAUGAAUUGUCUGAAAAACCUUGGCAAAAGCAAACGUUUAGUCUUAACUAAAUGGUUGAACCUAUUUAUGUUUUAAUUUACAUUGGAAGACGGAGUUAGUGUUUACA
Messenger RNA from Morus notabilis, 867 nucleotides. Its product is annotated as 40S ribosomal protein S13. Gene Ontology annotation, molecular function: small ribosomal subunit rRNA binding; structural constituent of ribosome. Gene Ontology annotation, biological process: translation. Gene Ontology annotation, cellular component: cytosolic small ribosomal subunit; nucleolus; ribosome. The transcript is spliced from 5 exons. The coding region runs from base 86 to 541 and encodes 151 amino acids. NCBI's taxonomy places the organism in Eukaryota, Viridiplantae, Streptophyta, Magnoliopsida, Rosales, Moraceae. The record is from RefSeq and is a predicted model, not a curated record.